GCUCCUCUCAACAGCCCACCCCACACCAGCCUCAGACACCACCAUGACCGGCUCCUGCUGCGGCUCCACCUUCUCCUCCCUGAGCUAUGGGGGAGGCUGCUGCCAGCCCUGCUGCUACCGCGACCCCUGCUGUUGCCGCCCCGUGACCUGCCAGACCACCGUGUGCCGCCCCGUGACCUGCGUGCCCCGUUGCACGCGUCCCAUCUGCGAGCCCUGCCGCCGCCCGGUGUGCUGCGACCCCUGCUCCCUGCAGGAAGGCUGCUGCCGCCCCAUCACCUGCUGCCCCACGUCGUGCACGGCUGUGGUCUGCAGACCCUGCUGCUGGGCCACCACCUGCUGCCAGCCUGUGUCUGUGCAGUCCCCCUGCUGCCGGCCCCCCUGCGGCCAGCCGACGCCUUGCAGCACCACCUGCAGGACCUUCUCCUGCUGAGCAGGGCACUGACUGCCCGGAACAUGCAACUCACCUUCUGAAAAAGUCACACUCCCGUUUCUCUACUUUAACAAACCUCCUGCCCUGAGCCCGCAAGACCCCACAUCAACCAAGCUGGGAACCGAGAACCGGGCUCAUCAUGAAGACCUGGGCCCUUCUGAAGUCUUUGUAAAGGAAGCAAUUUCCUUCUUCCUGUCUAAG
Chlorocebus sabaeus (green monkey) is the source of this 631-nucleotide messenger RNA. RefSeq names its product keratin-associated protein 2-1. The record is from RefSeq and is a predicted model, not a curated record. Gene Ontology annotation, cellular component: keratin filament. NCBI's taxonomy places the organism in Eukaryota, Metazoa, Chordata, Mammalia, Primates, Cercopithecidae.